AUGGAAGCAUUCCUUAAACAAAAACACAUUGACUAUGUCAAGCUGCAAGAAGAACACCGACUGUAUGAGUACUGGCUCAGCGAACAUCUCCGGAUGAAUGGCAUAUAUUGGGGGAUCAUGGCGCUCGCCACCAUGGACGAACUCUCAGCGUUACCCCGAGCGGAAGUGGAGAAAUUCGUCCUCAGUUGUUGGGACGACAAAUAUAAAGCGUUUGGUGCGUUUCCUGGUCACGACGCUCACAUUUUGAGUACACUCAGUGGCCUCCAAAUCCUCAAAAUAUAUGAUUCUGAAUUGAAACAAUUGACGAAUGAACAGAAACAGGGCGUGGUCAAAUUUAUCGAAGGGCUUCAAUUGAGUGACGGCUCAUUUCAAGGUGACAGAUUCGGCGAAGUCGACACCCGCUUUGUCUACACUGCUUUACAGGCGCUUCUGCUUUUAGGAGCGUUGACCAAGUCGGUGGUUGAUCCCAGUGUUGAAUUUAUCAUGAGAUGUCAAAACUUCGACGGUGGAUUUGGUAUGGCUCCUGGCAGUGAGAGUCACGCUGCCCAAGUAUUUGUGUGUGUAGCCGCACUUGCGGUGGUGGACCGUCUAGAUUUGGUGGUCGACGACGCCAAGCUUGCCGCCUGGCUUUCAGAACGCCAAUUGCCUCUGGGAGGUUUCAACGGACGCCCCGAAAAGCUUGAAGACGUGUGCUAUCUGUGGUGGGUGCUUCUGCUGUUAGCGAUCAUCGACAAAAAGCACUGGGUCGACUUGAAGAAGUUGCAGUCGUUCAUAUUGUCGUGCCAAGAUCCGGAAAAGGGUGGCUUCAGCGACAGACCCGACAACCAGACCGAUAUCUACCACACGUGUUUCAGCAUCACUGGUCUCGCCCUCACCGACGCGCCAGGCUUCAUUAAGAUUGAUCCCAUCUUCUGCCUUCCGUGUGAGGUUACAAUGGGCAUGAUUAAAUGGAAGGAUUAA
Messenger RNA from Diutina rugosa, 960 nucleotides. It is a transcript of the gene BET2, whose product is annotated as Rab geranylgeranyltransferase. Gene Ontology annotation, biological process: protein geranylgeranylation. Gene Ontology annotation, cellular component: Rab-protein geranylgeranyltransferase complex. The coding region runs from base 1 to 960 and encodes 319 amino acids. NCBI's taxonomy places the organism in Eukaryota, Fungi, Ascomycota, Pichiomycetes, Serinales, Debaryomycetaceae. Gene Ontology annotation, molecular function: Rab geranylgeranyltransferase activity. The transcript has a single exon. The record is from RefSeq and is a predicted model, not a curated record.